Messenger RNA from Acytostelium subglobosum LB1, 3249 nucleotides. RefSeq lists its product as hypothetical. Gene Ontology annotation, biological process: positive regulation of DNA-templated transcription. NCBI's taxonomy places the organism in Eukaryota, Evosea, Eumycetozoa, Acytosteliales, Acytosteliaceae. Gene Ontology annotation, cellular component: mediator complex. The transcript has 5 exons. The coding region runs from base 1 to 3249 and encodes 1082 amino acids. The record is from RefSeq and is a predicted model, not a curated record.
AUGAAGGAUGAUGGCUUGCAGAGCCAGCUGCAACAUGUCAACGAGACAUCAUCAUCACAAUCACCAUUAUCUUCACCAGUUGUAACAUCAGUGACAGCGACAAAAGCAACGACAUCUACAUCAACAUCGACAUCGAUAUCAAUCAAUGGUCAUCAUAAUACAGAAACAGAUACAGAUGAGAUAAUGGAUGAUAGUGAGAUGAUGACAGAUUUCAAUAUAGUAAAUAGUAAAGGCGGCGGUAUCAAUGGUCAAAGCAGUGGCGGCGGCUCAAUGAUGAUUGACGAUGAUCCACUGUCAUUCAUGACGAUGAAGAAUGAUUGGACUGACACAGAGUAUCGUCAUCUCUUGCCAAUUGUCAACUCAUCGUCCUCUGUACAGUUGGUUGCAUGGUCAUCCGACAACUUUAUCGCAUUCGUACUCAAUCAACAACGUAACCUAUUUGAUACAUGCAUGUCCGACAUCUCCGAUGACCAACAACAACAACAACAACAACAACAGCAACAACACAAUAGAAACAACAAUAAUAAUAAUAAGCAAGACUUCUUCUAUAUUAACGUGGUCAGGGUGGACCUACCGCAUGAGGUCAUGCUGAUACAGACCAAGCACACCAGCUGCAUCAAGUAUUUGGAAUGGUCCAAUCAAUCACAGGGCAGUCUGCUCAUGUCAGUCGACAUGCAUAACAACAUAUGCUUGUAUCGAAAGGUUGACAACUUGGACGAGUGGGCCGAGCUCGGCUCACACCCGCUCAACACUCCCUACCUCCUCCUAAGUCGCUGGAUGUCUCUCAACUGUCCCGUCCUGCCGUCAUCCUAUCCUCCAAUCGAUCGUCCCGAAGAAGGCGCCAUGUUGCCACCAUCUCCCAUGCGACUAUUCGUCGACAACCCGACCAAUGAGAUCGUUACACAAUCCUUUGUCACUCUCUCCAAGGAUGGAAAGAUACAUAUUGUCACUUACAACUUAUUGGAGACGACAUGGAAGCAUAUCACAGGGGAUAUUGGUAUCCCAAUGUACUACUCAAUCGACUGUGCUGACAUUAUAUCGACCAAGGAUGACUCUAUCAUGAUCGCCAUUCACUCUGAACGACUUGGAAACGUCAUAUUCCUCUACAAUGUAACAUAUGACUUUUAUUCAAAGUCCAUUGGAGUAUAUACAUGUGACAAGAUACACUUAUCGGAUUAUGUAGAGACUGAUCAGAUGAUAUUAAAGUCAAAGCGCAACUUGAAGGUGACAUCGAUAUACUUUGAUAACUCAGAGACGUCACUGAUCAUUGCCAAGAGUGGAGUAGAUUGUUGCAUCCUGUAUAGAUGGGAGAAGAGCGAGCAGCAUCCAUCACAGCAUCUGGCCAUCCAAUCGUUGUUCACCAACAAUCAGAGUCACAAGGUGCCCGAGUGGGCAUGCACACACAAGCGCGCCUUCUUCAGAAAGAAGAGAUCGAACACUGCCACCUCGUCGUCAUCAUCAUCAAUCAACACAGCUCCGAUUGUAUCAUCGCUGCACUUUUCAAACAUCACUGGCGUGAUCUGGAUAAACUUCCAAUGUGGCAGUGUCGAGGUCGUCAGCAGCAAGACGUUUGAACGAAUCAUCAAUGCACAACUGCCAAACAGAGCGCCCAACGAACAGGGUAUCUCGCUGGCGCCAUCGCCAAAUGGAUGUCUGGCCGCUUGUCUAACAAACACAAACAGGCUUCAAUUGGUGUCGCUGCCCAUCCGCAAACUGACAUGCUCCAAGUCGGCCGUGGCGAACUGGCUGAGCCAGCUGCUACAGUACUCUAUACUGCGCUCCACUGAUUGGUGGGACAUCCUGAUCGCGCUACGCAUCUACUCUGCGUCGAACGACACACAAGACACCUUCCAUCACGUGAUCACAAAGCUAUCGAUGGAGUGCAAUCUACUCUCAGCAUCGGGGCUACUGCUACAGUUCAGGUCCACACUGGACGCGAUCCGUGCAUCAAUAUAUCGAAUCGUGCAUGGUAAGGAGUUGGCCUUUAUCGACUCACAGGCCAAAGCAUUCAUCAUCUAUCUGCUGGACACGAUCAAGUCGUCCUACCUCGCGCUGAGUCAAGAACAGCGCAACACAGAGGACAAGGAGAACAUUGGCUACCUCAUCGACUGGGCCAUCGAGUUCACCAACUUCUUCCUCAAGAACUCCUUCUACGCCACCUACAUCCUCAAAGACUCUGCAUUCCAAUUCAAUCUACCUACAGAGUACCUUGGCAUUGAAGUAUCAAACUACUUCCCACUGCACUACCUUGAGAUCAAGCCAUCAAAGCAGUUCUCAUUUCCAUUUAUCAGUCUAUUCUAUGAUAUCAACACGAUGUUAUCAUUGUUUGAACUAUUAUGCUAUGCAAAGGCAUUCAAGGAGAAGAACCCAGAGGUACCCAAGGCAAGUGGCUACCACUCACCAAAGUUCAAGUUGGAGGAUAUACGCUUGGCCAUCGAUAUCCUCACUCCACUUUUGAAGGACCUUUGUUUAAAGACUGUAGAUCCCAAGGAACAAUCACAAGUUCACACCUGGAUCGAUGGUAUAUACCCGGGUAUCAUCAGCUCUGAUCAGACAUUGACGUCACCAAUGACAACAUUCAAGUCGUUCACUUCGGAUCGUUUACCAACACUCACAGAGGAGUUGAUAGAGUUGAUCAAGAAACAUGUGCCACAAAAGGUGGCCAAGGAUACAUCAGAGAUAACAAUCACCAACUCAUUCACCAUGCUCGAUUUGGACCCACCCCUGGAUGGCUUCCUCGAUCAGAACCCUGUGCCCCAGACAUCAACGACAUCCUCAUCCUCGUCGUCCACCUCCUCCACAACUACAACACCUGCGAUUGUCUCUGCCAAUCAUCAGAAUGUGGCAGCGGCCACUGCAUCCGCUCAACUGGCAGACACGCCAGUCCACUUCAAGUACUCUCCCAAGAGCUCAGACUACAUCAACAUUGCUCACGACAUUAUCACACGUAUACCUAUACCUCCAAGAACAGAGAAGCCCAUCAAGAAGUGUACCCGAUGUCAUCGUAUGACAAUUCUACGACGUUCCACUCCAUUGUUCUGGUCUGAUCGCUGGUCGUUGGCAUGUCCACUGUGUGGUGGUAAAUGGAGAUUGUACAACGAUCACAUCUAUCUUCCACAGAUAUAUCAACAGAAGUUAUACCAACAGCGUAUGCUCCAGCAGCAACAACAACAGCAACAGAACCAGCAGAACCAGCAGAAUCAGCAGAACCAGCAGCAACAUCAGCCACAUCCGACCAAUGCUCAAUAA